AUGUCGAUCUUGCUGAGCGCAUCGACGUGCGCGGUGGGAUCGGAGCAGGGCGAGCACUUGUUCAAGGUCUGCGAUCACAGCCUUCACACGGGCAUGGGGGUCGGCCGAUACAUCCACUCGUCAACCUUCGCUGUUGGCGGACAUAACUGGCGCCUCCGGUAUUACCCGGACGGAUCUACCGAAGAUAGCAAGGACGACAUAGCGGUCGUUCUGGAGCUGCUGAUGGACAUGGGCAUGAAGAUAGACCAGCUACGAAUAUCUUGCACAAUCAGCUUCUUCAGGCUGACAACCAAAAGGUUUUGUUCGUUGUUGGCCUUCACGGAGAAUCUUUCCAGUCCAGAUGACUACCUUGUCUCGCACACCAUAAACAGGGACGACAUGAAAUCAGGGGGCUAUGUUGUCGACGACCGCUUCACUCUCAAAUGUGCCCUCACCGUCAUCAAGGAGCCGUAUGUUAUCGAGGACCAUAUCGAGGUGCCACCAUCCGACAUCACGGAGCAACUCCGGAAGCUGCUAGAUGCAAAGGAGGGCGCGGAUGUGACGUUCGAGGUCCAAGGAGAGGUAUUCCGUGCCCACAAGCUCGUGCUAGCAAUGCGGUCGCCAGUUUUCAAGGCUUUGCUCUACGGGCCGAUGAGGGAGAAGGACUCAAACCGCUUCGUCAUUGAUGACAUGCAACCUGCCAUCUUCAAGGUUUUGCUCCGCUUCAUCUAUACCGACUCGUUGCCUCCCAAUAUGGACGACGACUUGGAGGGAGAUGAUAAGAAAGAGGUGACCAGACACCUGCUUGUGGCUGCGGAUCGUUAUGCCGUGGAAAGGCUGAAGCUUAUGUGCGAAAGCAUCCUCUGCAAAGAGCUCGAUGACAAGUCCGUUGCAACUGUAUUGGCUUUAGCCGAUCGGCAUAGUUGUUCUAGGCUAAAAGAUGCUUGCAUUCGAUUUAUUGCUUCCUGCACUAAAAUAGAUGAUGUGGUGGCAAGCAGAGGGUACAUUCAGCUCAAGAGAACUUGUCCGGAUAGCGUAAUGGAAAUGUGGGAAGAAGCAUGUAAGCUCCGCAAAACCUAG
This is a messenger RNA of Lolium rigidum, 1059 nucleotides long. Its product is annotated as BTB/POZ and MATH domain-containing protein 2-like. Gene Ontology annotation, biological process: protein ubiquitination. Gene Ontology annotation, molecular function: protein binding. Bases 1 to 1059 code for a protein of 352 amino acids. Lineage: Eukaryota; Viridiplantae; Streptophyta; Magnoliopsida; Poales; Poaceae. The transcript has a single exon. The record is from RefSeq and is a predicted model, not a curated record.